Entrophospora candida is the source of this 4401-nucleotide messenger RNA. The record is from the annotation of a GenBank genome assembly. NCBI's taxonomy places the organism in Eukaryota, Fungi, Glomeromycota, Glomeromycetes, Entrophosporales, Entrophosporaceae.
AUGGUGUUGAAUUCAGCAUGGUAUUCAAAAAACAAAGAUAGAAAUUUACAUCGACAUCCAUGUUUUUUUGGUACUAUGGAACAAAUUUUUCAUGAUUGUUGUGGUACAUGCCCUGAGCCAACAACUGAAGAAGAAAAAAUAUUACAGAAAGAAGAGGAUGAAGUUUUUAUCCGUGGUGAAAUAAGUUUUAUUGCCGAUGAUCCUGGUAGACAAAAAAUAGGUAGUUUCCAUCCACUUGAUGAUGAUGAUUGGGCUGUCGAAGCUUAUAUAUCUCCUGCUAGGGAAGAUUUAUGUUCGGCUUCAGCUAAAGGUGAUUUAGAAAUAGUCAAAAGAUUGCAAACAGAUAAUAUUGAUAUAAACACAAGAGAUUAUUUGGGUAGAACACCGUUGCAAUUAGCAGUGCUUGGAAAUCAUAUCGAGCUAGUUGGGUUAUUGUUAGAAUAUGGAGCAAAAAUAACUGCGAGAAUGAUUGAUGGAAAAACUGUUGUUCAUUUAGCUUCACAAUUUGGAUAUCUGGAAAUUUUAAAGCUACUAUUUAGAAAAAGUGACCAGAAUAAAAAUGAGUCAGAAGAACAAAAAUAUCAAAAGUCACUUAAAGAAGUCGAGGAAAGUUUUCAGAACGUCAAUAAAGAUCAAGAUGAAGAUGACGAUGGGUCGGAUGAAUCUUUAGAAGUUAUUGAUAAGAUGGAAAUAGAUGAAAAUCUCCCACCACCAAAAGAUAAGGUUAAUUAUGGUCCAAAAGCAGCUUCUAAUCAGGAAACAAACGAAGAAGAGCUAGAAAAUGAAGACAUUAUUGAUAUAAAUAUUGAAUCAUGGGAUCAUUCAAUGGCUGCAUUAGAUUAUGCAAUUUUAUUUGGUCAAUUGGAAGUUGUUAAGUAUUUAAUCAACCUGGGAGCAAAUGUACGCCGAUAUAUUAAAAUAGAGAAAGUACCAAAUGUCCCAUCUUAUUACAGUAUAAAUAUUUCAAAAAUUUAUUAUCCGUUGUCAUUGUGCAUGUUACUAAUAAAUGAGAAAAUUGGAUUACAAAUUGCCACAUUAUUAUUGGAAAAUGGUGCAAUGGUUUCUCAGAUUGAUCCAAAAGCUUCAAGAGUUAUAAAUAGUUUAAAUUCAAAAUAUGAAACUCCAUUUCUGAUUGCCGUACAGAAUGGAAACAAAGAAAUUGUUGAAUUAUUAUUAAAGAAUGGCGCACAUGCUCAUAUUACACUUGAAGAUUGCCAAGAUUAUUCAAAGCGUUAUAAUAAAUCAGAUGGUAAAGUGAUAUAUAAAACGAUUAAACAGCCAGUAACAUUGUCAUUGGAAAAUGGAUUGUAUAAGAUUUUAAUCGAAUCUGGUGCAGAUAUUAAUUCACUUAUUUUCCAAGAGUAUCGCUACUCUGUUAUUAAUUUUGACAAUAUGACAAUUAGAGAUAAAAUUGAAAGUUUAAUUGAAGAAGCUCAAAAACGAUUAUCAGAUUAUGAACUUAAACUUGAUUUGAAAUCAAAUAAAGGAAUGACGAUUAUCGAUAAUAAAGAUAUUAUUAAUAAAUAUCUUGAAGAUCUGUUAGUUCAAGAAAGACAUAAAACCAACUUGAAUUCAUACAGAUCAUAUCUUUUGAAAAAAUUAAAUGUAAAUGAUCUAUAUAAUUUUGUUCAAGGAACUUUACCACAAUAUUUAAGUUUAACAAAUAAUAAUCAAAUAGCUGUUGACACUUCAACUGUUCAUAGUGUUGAUCAGAUUAAAUUAGAGAUUAAUAAGUAUGAACAAUUAUUAAUAAAAUAUCAAGAAUGUCGGGAAUAUUUAUUAGAAAAAGGUGCUAAAAGAUAUAAAACAAUCAAAUUUGAAGAAGAAAAAAUCAUUUCUAAGAAAUUGAUUUUUCAACAUCAGCAAGAAUUGGAUAAUUUAAGUGUAUUAAAAUCCCAGGCAAAAACAGAAGAUGAAAAAGCCAAGAUUAUUCAACAAAAAAGUUUUUUGGAAAAGAUUAUAAAACAACAAGAAACAAAAAUUAAUAAUUUAACAAAAGAGUAUAAGAAAGCAACAAACACAUUAGACUUUAAACAAAAAAAUUUAAAGCACAAUGAGAAUUAUCCUGAUAGAUUAAAAUUCUUAAAAUUUGUAAAAGCUUUUGGUCAUAACAUUAGAGUAUCUGAUGCAUUAAAACCUGAUUAUAUAAAAUUAUAUCAAGCUAUUUAUGAUGACAACUUUGAAAUUGUUGAAAAUUUAAGUAAAAGAUUAAUUAUAGCUGUAAAAGAUCGAAAUAAUAUUACACCAUUUUUAUGGGCUGUAAUAUUGGGAAGAAAUAAAAUUGCUAUAACAUUAUUAAAAAUUGCAACUGCUCAAUAUCGCCCAUUGCCUUCCGACGAUGACGAAGGAGAUGAUAAGAUUAAAGAGGAAAAAGAAGCCUUUAAAAAACAAAUGGUUAAUAAUUACGAAUUGAUCGAUCAAAGUAGUUAUAAUUAUUCUGAUGAUGAAGAACCUGGUGUCGAUGAUGACGAUGACAUAUAUCGAUUUUAUGAGUCAUCCUUAGUAACUUUGACAAUACCUUCUGAUAACGAAUCAUCAAAAUUUAUCAAGUUUAAGACGCAAAUUAAUGUAUCUGGAUUAGAAUUGUUAUUGACAUUGACUAAAUUUGAUAAAACUGAACUAUCUCCGAAGGCGUUCAUUAAAAAUCACAGUUCUUGUGAUUUAGAUGCAUUGAAAUUUGCUACUAUAAAAAAUAAUAUUGAAUUGGUUAAAAAUAUCCUUGAGUGGGCUAAAAAUUAUAAGAUAACUAAAGACGAUAAUUAUAUGACGGCUGAUGAAAAAGAUGGUGGAUUAGUGACAUCUUUGCUACGUGGAAAUAAUUAUGCUAGUUAUACACUUUCUUCUUAUUCUGACAAGGCAAGUAUUAUGGAAUAUGCAAUUUUAUUUGGACAUUUAGACUUGCUAGAUCUAUUUAUUGAAUUUGGUGUAGGCGGAAAUAAUUUUGCUAUAUUUGACAUAGGCGAUAAGAAGGAUGGAAUAAUUGAAAUCGAAAAACCAAAAUGGUAUCAAGGUCUAGAUGUUGAUGGAUCCAAGAAAAAAUCAUGGGUAGUACGUUAUAUGCCAAAUUCACAUGAAAAUUUUGUUCAACCUUCAUUUUUAUUUUAUGCUUCAUUCUAUGGCUCAAUAAAAAGUAUUGAAUACUUUUUAUCUGAAAGACCAAUUAAGGCAUUAGAAAAAUUUGCAAAGAAAAAAGAUAAUCGUAAAGAUAACAGGUUGAAAGUAUUAAGUAAGGAAGAAGAUAUAAAAAAGGUUGGAAGAAAAAUAUUUGGAUUUUUUUUGUUUAGGGAUGAAACACCAUUUCAUUGGGCUGUACAAGGCAAUCGACCUAAAGCUUUGAUUUCAUUAGCAGAAUCUUAUAAAAAACUGCAAGAGUUUAAUCAACAAAGAUUAGAGUCAUUGUUAGAUAAAAAAUCGAUUAAAGAUGGAAUGACAGCUUUAAUAUUGGCAGUAAAAUUACAAAAUACUGAAUGCUUGAAAACUUUGAUUGAAUUAGGAGCUGAUCCUGGGAUUGUUGAUGAUUUUGGUUUUACUAUCGCACAUUAUGCUAGUUGUGACGGAGAAACUUCAAUUUUGAAAUUAUUAUAUCAAAUGUUAGAACCUUCAACAUAUCUAAGAAUGAUUGAACAUGGUAAUAAAUCUUUUGGGCAUACACCGAUAUCAUAUGCAAUCAUGAAAGGCUGGAAAGAUGUCCUUGUUUUAUUUAUACAACAAAUAACACAAUUAACAAGCACCUUGAAUAUUAGAAAUAAUAUAUAUUCAUAUGAUUUUGAAAGUAAUUCGUAUUUGCAUUUAUCGAUAAAAGAAGGUUUUAUUGAUCUGGUAAAAAUACUUCUUGAAUGGGAAAAAGUAUUUAACGAAGUGCAAGAGCCAGGAGAUUCAAUGUUAAUCGUAGAAGAGGCAAAAAAGGAAAAAAAAGGAAGAAAUUAUUUAUAUUCUGAAAAUGUUUUUGGUCAAAUUUCAAUUGAGAUGGCAAUGCAGAUGAUACUUUUAAAUAUUUGUCAAGAACAAGAUUUAUUUAUUGAAGAAAAUUUUAAAUUCGAUGAAUUUGAUGAAAUUAAUCGUGAUAGACAAGUAAUUGAAAAUAUAUUUAAUAAAAAUGAAAUUUUAAAAGCUACAACAAUGACAGAAAACAUCAAAGAAUACUAUAUACUUAAGACUAAUAAACAAAAAGUUCAAGAGAUAAAUUAUCGUAGAAGAGUUCUUAAUUUUAUUAAAGAAUUUUAUUUACAAAAUCAACAAGAGAUUACAAAAAAUGGAAGAAAGCCAAUCAGGAAUUUAAUAGGAUUUAAGGCUGUUGAUACAUAUACUAAUAAUUGUAUGAAAACAAUGAAAACAGGAAAAUACAAUUUACAAAAUCCUAACAAAGAUAAAUUACAUAUUUGGUUAGCCCAAAUCUAUUAA